Messenger RNA from Tigriopus californicus, 1613 nucleotides. RefSeq lists its product as uncharacterized. The transcript has 3 exons. Lineage: Eukaryota; Metazoa; Arthropoda; Copepoda; Harpacticoida; Harpacticidae. The record is from RefSeq and is a predicted model, not a curated record. The coding region runs from base 948 to 1541 and encodes 197 amino acids.
UUGGAUGGUGUGCACUUUUUCCUGCAUGCACCAAAAGGGUGAGGGUGGCUUAUGCCAAAGUUCAAUUUGAAACAAGAGACCACCACAACCCAUAACUCACACAGGCUCUGUUGCAUCCGAUGUGCCAGGCGCUUUGGAAUAUACGUAUAUGGGAUAAUACAGAAGGAAAGAAAUGGAUGACGCUCAACAAAGAUGUUGCAAUAUCAGCAACAAGCUCAAUAAAUCGUCACCCUCAACAGAACUAGAUGAGUUCGAAAUUUGAGCCAGACAAACGGAGUGGCGAAACGAUAGCAAGUAUAAAGAAGAGCCUUUAUUCAUCAAAAGUCCCGUCUGGAAGGAUUAAUCCAAGAGUUGAGAUCUUUUUUGGUAUCUUAGAAACAUAAUUGGACAAAGCUGAGAGAUUAUCCGUGACCACAACCACUUCCAAUUGCCUUUAGGACGUCAAAGUUUUUUUUUGGGGAGGAUCUCCAAUUGAUCGUAGUUGUGCACUGGAAUCGAGGAUCAACGGGAAGAGAGAGAGAGAGCGAGAAAAAUGUUCAAUCAACAGAAGUUGGUGGGGAAUGACGACAAGCAGAAAGUGACACUUGGAUCUUGGAUCAGCCUAGGAUGUGAUUUGUAGAGGCCAAAAAUACUCCGGGAAGAGGAACGGCCAAUUUGGGUCUCUGCUAAUUGGAAAAGACGUGUGAAGCAGAAAGUCAGAAUAAUGAAAUCAAUGAAUGAGUGAAUGAAUGAACGAACGAGUGGUUGCAGACCCUGCAAGAGAUUCGAGGAAAAGGAAGCAUGGCCCAAUUUCAUGUCUGCCUUGUCAAGCGUUUCCCUAAGGGAUUCUGACAACUUCCAUCGGCGAAUAAAGGAGGCCAAUUGAAAAGACGGCUCAUCAAUUUCGAUUCAACUAUGAAGUUGGCAGUGCUGGUUCCCAUUGCUUCUCUCCCUAAUAUUCCUGUAACAUGAGGACGCUUCAGUGUUUUCGGAAGCAUUCCAAACUGGCGGGGUGCUCGAUCGUGACCGUGACGACCCUCACGGAGAUUACAGGGCUGGGGUUCUACCUGAAAUACUACAUGGACUUCCUGGAGGCCAAGCCCCCGGAUUACGAAACGCCCCGCCAUGUGGAUGCCGGAACUGUGAUUGGGAUUAGCAUCACCACGAUCUCCCUCCUUCUGUGUAAUAUCCUCCUGUUUUACGGCGUUUGGCGACGGAAACUGAUUUGUUUCCUUCCUUGGAUGCUCCUACACGCGGCUUUAUUCUUCGAGGCCGUCAUUGCCCUCAUCUUCUGUAUCGUCCACUCUAUCAAAACCAGUGUACGUUAUACCUAUUAUUCUCCGAUGUUGCUGAUGGUGGGAAUAGCCAUCUUCAUCUUUGUGGCAUGGUACCUCGUGAAAGAUGUCUUCCUGGCUUUGUACUCUAGUGACGAUGCUUAUCGGAACGGAAACGGAAGUGACUUCUCCAGAGACAACAUGCUGGAGAUGCAAAGCUACUGCCACUCAAGCCCACGUGUCUCCUAUGUCACAUCUAUGAACGAAAUGCAUCGAAUUGUGAUUUGAAUACUAUGUAUGUCUCCAUAUAAUAAACCCCAAAAGUCUAUCUUUGAAGCCUAAGCAGUAGACCGGUUCAGU